Molecule: messenger RNA, 2832 nt
Organism: Quercus lobata
Lineage: Eukaryota; Viridiplantae; Streptophyta; Magnoliopsida; Fagales; Fagaceae
Product: putative pentatricopeptide repeat-containing protein At1g16830
Exons: 4
Coding region: 67-2067 (666 amino acids)
Molecular function (GO): protein binding
Source: RefSeq, a predicted model, not a curated record
AGCUCUCUAGUUUAACUCGCUUCCUAUGUCGCGUUUGGUUUCUGGGAAAAUUAAAUUUUCCUGGAAAUGUUAUGGAGAUUUUAUAGGUGGAGUUUGCUACACUCAACCCCAAAUCGCCUCUUCAUCACUUCAGUUCUGCCACUUCGUUUUCUCUCUUCGGCAACGGUAUGUCUACCUGACCCAACUACCCAGAGUAAAAAAUUCCUGGAAAAUCAACAUUUUCUCGAGAGAAAAAAUCCCUUUCUCACUCUCACUCAUCAGAUUGUACAUUCCACCUUACUGAGCUGUACUUCUGAUUUGAUUGCAUUGAGCUUCUUCUUAUGGUGUGCUAAGCAACCCAACUACUUUCAUAAUACGACUGCGUUUGACCACAUGGUUGCUGUGGUUAACCGCCUUAUGCAUCGGUAUGAAACUGUUGGAGGGGUUGUUAGGGGAUUAGAGAGUAUUGGGUGUGUUACAAAGGCACAAACUUUUUUGCUUUUGUUGAGGAUUUAUUGGCGUGGGGGAAUGUAUGACAUGGUUUUUGAGGCUUUUGAGCAAAUGGGUUGCUUUGGUUUUAAGCCUAACACUUUUGCGCGUAACGUAAUUAUGGAUGUAUUGUUCAAGAUUGGGCGUGUCAAUGUAGCCAUUAAGGUUUUGAAGGAGACUCAGUUGCCUAAUUUUUUGACAUUGAAUAUUGCAUUGUGUAAUUUGUGUAAGUUGAAUGAUUUAGUUCGCGUUUGGGAUGUUUUUACAAUGAUGAUGGGAAUGGGGUAUUAUCCGAAUGUUGAGACAUUUGAGAUGGUGUUGAAUUGUUUUUGCAAGUUGAGUAAUCUAGUGGAGGCAUAUCAAGUGCUGGGUCGAAUGGUUACUUUGGGCAUUCCAAUAUCUGUGAAUGUUUGGAGUAUACUCAUUGAUGGGUUUUGCCAGUUGCAUAGAAUUGAUAUUGCGAGUAGUUUGUUGGAGAAGAUGGGUAAGACUGGUUGUUCUCCUAAUGUUGUAACAUAUACUACUUUAAUUAAGGGACUUAUGGAAUCAAGAAUGGUUGAUGAUGCAUUCCAUGUUUUAAAUAUCAUGAAAUCCAAAGGGUAUGCCCCUGACUUGGUUCUUUGUAAUGUAUUAAUAGAUUGUUUCUCCAAGAUUGGAAGGUAUGAUGAUGCGCUUGAUGUUUUUGUAAAUUUUGGAAAUAAAAAAUUGGCACCUGAUUCCUAUACAUUCUGUUCUUUGUUAUCUACCAUAUGUUUGUCCAAGAGGUUUUCUCUCUUUCCCAAGUUAGUCCAUGGACUUGUCAUAGAAGCAGACUUAGUAGUUGGUAAUGCGCUUCUAAGUUAUUUUUGUAAAGCGGGGUUUCCAAAUCUUGCUGUUGAGUUAUAUAAUGAUAUGCUUGAUAGAGGUUUUACACCAGAUAAAUAUAGUUUUGUUGGAUUACUAAGUGGACUAUGUGGAGCUGGAAGAAUUGAUGAAGCAAUCGAUGUUUACCAUGGGAUCAUUGUGAAUUAUCCUGGUCAGGAUGCUUACAUCCAUACUGUAAUUACAGAUGGACUUAUAAAGGCUGGUAAACUUUAUAAAGCCAUUAGAGUAUUUAGGAAAGCAGUUGUAGAGAAGUAUCCACUUGAUGCUGUAUCAUACACAGUUGCUAUCCAUGGACUUCUUAAGAGUGGUAGAACUGGAGAGGCUUGCACCAUGUAUAACCAGAUGAAGGAGGACAGUAUAACUCCCAAUGCACGUACAUAUAAUGUAAUACUCUAUAUUUCUUGUAGAGAAAGAGAUCUUAAAAUGGUGAUACAGUUGCUACAAGAGAUGGUUGAUGCAAAGGUAGAACUGAGCUACAAUAAUUACUUUAGGCUAUGUAAUUUUCUUUGUAGAUCACACAAUUCUAAUUCAGCUGUUAAUCUCUUAAUUGAGAUGAGAGAUCUUGGGUUGAUACCAGCUAAGGCAAUCUGUACGCCUUUGUCUGAAGAACAUGUCCCAGGUCUGAAAGUAGAUGGUGAGUGCUUAUUUCUGUUAAAAGGUUACAUGGAAAAUGAUCCAUUUGUGGGCACAUCUGGCUCUGAGGACCUUUCUGACAUGGCUGCUUCAGUGUGCUGAGAUUGAACUGAUGGUACAGGUUCUUUUCCCUAUAAUUCAUAGAUUCAUCUGUAUUUUUGUAAAGUAUCCUGAAGGUAAUAUUUUUAUCUAUUGAGGAGAGCAGGCUAUGCCACUAAGCUACAAAACUCUUGGCAGGCAUCUUGAAGAUUGAUGCUAAUAUUGAAGGAUGAGAUUGCAAGGAUGGUUGAGCUUUUUACAGGAUAUAUCCUUUAAACACUGACUUGAUGGAGAUUGUAGAAGUAUCUGAACAAAGGUGCUCCAGUUAUGAUGUAGGAAGAGGCUCCUCAAGUUCUGCCUAGUUUGAUUUAAAUAAUUGAAGGAUGGUUCUCAGUUGAGAAAGACUUGCUCAACAAGGACUGAAGUUCACCAUCACCAUGUACAGCUACAUGGAAAUAGUACAGCUUCUUCAUCCUCUGAAUCACUUCAACUAUUGUUCUUGAUCACCAACAAUAUUUUGAUGACCUUUUAUCCAGUUACCCUUUUUUUUUACCGCCUUAAUGGUUUAUUUGAAUGCUUGGAAAUACGAAGAAAUGGAACUUCAUUCUCAUUUCCUUUUCUUGAUGAAAUUGGAAAUAUGAACCUUUGUUCUUUGUGCUGCUCUUGUUUAAUUCAUGAAUUAUGAUGAGGUGCUGACAACUAUUAGAUUCUUGCUUUGUUUGGUUUCUAUUUUUGUUUAUAUUCUCAAUUUGUCGCUCUACCCGAAAAACUUUUUUUGGGUUUUAAAUAAGUGUUAACUCUUUUAAGUAUUCUUGGAGAAUUGUUGAU